UGGAGGCGCCUGCGCAAAUGGCACAGUCCCGCCCGCCGCUGCCCGAGCGGUCCUGGGAUAGCGAUGGAGACGCCGGGCGCAUCCGACCCGUCACGGUUGCUCCCGGCCGGGUCCGGUCCCCGUAGGAAGCGCGCGACUGGGGAGGCCGGGGCUGCAACGAGCAAGCAACGGGUCCUAGAUGAGGAAGAGUAUAUCGAGGGUCUCCAGACAGUUAUCCAGAGGGAUUUUUUUCCUGAUGUGGAGAAGCUGCAGGCCCAGAAGGAGUACCUGGAGGCUGAGGAGAAUGGAGACUUGGAACGGAUGCGCCAGAUUGCCAUCAAGUUUGGUUCUGCUCUGGGCAAGAUGUCCCGAGAGCCCCUGCCACCCUAUGUGACUCCAGCCACAUUUGAAACCCCUGAGGUGCACACAGGCACUGGAGUAGUGGGCAGCAAGCCCAGGCCCCGAGGCCGAGGCUUGGAGGAUGGAGAGGCUGGCGAGGAGGAGAAGAAGGAGCUGCUGCCGAACCUGGACAUCUUCCUGAGCCGCUACACAAGUGAGGACAAUGCCUCCUUCCAGGAGAUCAUGGAAGUAGCCAAGGAGAAGAGCCGGGCACGCCACGCCUGGCUCUACCAGGCUGAGGAGGAGUUUGAGAAGAGGCAGAAAGAUAACCUCGAGCUUCCGUCGGCAGAGCAUCAAGCUAUCGAGAGCAGCCAGGCCGGUGUGGAGACCUGGAAGUACAAGGCCAAGAACUCCCUCAUGUACUACCCCGAGGGUGUCCCUGAGGAACAGCAGCUGUUUAAGAAGCCCCGGCAGGUGGUGCAUAAGAACACACGCUUCCUUCGGGACCCCUUCAGCCAGGCUCUGAGCAGGUGCCAGCUCCAGCAAGCGGCUGCCCUCAAUGCCCAGCACAAACAGGGCAAGGUGGGCCCCGACGGGAAGGAGCUGAUCCCUCAGGAGUCUCCCCGCGUGGGCGGAUUCGGAUUUGUUGCCACCCCUUCUCCUGCCCCUGGUGUGAACGAGUCCCCGCUAAUGACCUGGGGGGAGGUUGAGAACACACCCUUGCGAGUUGAAGGAUCAGAAACCCCCUAUGUGGACAGGACACCGGGCCCAGCCUUCAAGAUCUUGGAGCCGGGCCGCAGGGAGCGGCUGGGGCUGAAGAUGGCCAAUGAGGCUGCUGCGAAGAACCGGGCCAAGAAGCAGGAGGCCUUGCGGAGAGUGACGGAGAACCUGGCCAGCCUCACCCCCAAAGGCCUCAGCCCUGCCAUGUCUCCAGCCCUGCAGCGCCUCGUGAGCAGGACGGCCAGCAAGUACACAGAUCGGGCCCUGAGGGCCAGCUACACGCCGUCCCCCACACGACUGACCCAUCUCAAGACCCCGGCCAGUGGGCUGCAGACCCCCACCAGCACACCCAUCCCAGCCUCUGCCGCACGCACCCCCCUCACGCUGGACCCAGCCUCCAUCACAGACAACCUGCUGCAGCUGCCCGCCCGGCGCAAAGCCUCGGACUUCUUCUAGAGCCAGGCCUGGGCUGGGCCCGUGGACACUUUGUGGAGCCUGCAGGGCAGCUGUCCACCCAGCGGAGGACUGUAGCCUUCUGAGGACCCAGGCUCGCGCCAAAAGUGGUUGCCCCUUGCAGGAACCACAGGAGAAAGGUGCCACUCUACAGCCAGGAUGGCACAGGGCGGGUGCCCACCCUGUACCCUGGGUCCUUGCCAAAACUGUUUUCUAUUUAACCCCCCAUCCCCGAACCGUCAUUAAAGGGCACUGGCACCGUC
This is a messenger RNA of Microcebus murinus (gray mouse lemur), 1754 nucleotides long. It is a transcript of the gene ESS2, whose product is annotated as ess-2 spliceosome associated protein. Gene Ontology annotation, cellular component: catalytic step 2 spliceosome. The record is from RefSeq and is a predicted model, not a curated record. Lineage: Eukaryota; Metazoa; Chordata; Mammalia; Primates; Cheirogaleidae.